AAACAAGAGAAAUUAUUAAGGAGAGCUGAGAUUGAACGACAGAAACUUCCCAUAAGUGAUUUUGUUUAUUCAAUCUAUUGUUUAAAGCUGAGUUUUAAAAGGCUGAUGUGUCAGGGAGGUUGUUAGUUCAUAAAGAGAAAUUCUCCUUGGCGAACCCUAGCAAGCAGCGCCGCCGACUCUUGCAGGGGAUAGCCACGAUCGUUUUUCCAUUGCUUAUCAAGUUUAAUUUUUCAAGUGGGUGCACUAGCAGUAAGAAGACAAAGGAUGUUACUAGUUAUAUUACGUUUCUCCUAGGGCAGCCGCCUCUAGGCUUUUUUUCCGAAUUCGAUCAUAUUGAUCGAAGUUCGGCUGUUCUUGUUCGCAUAUCUGGUCGCAGAACAGUGGUCUGCUUUUGGCUAAGGUAGAGCGUUCACGAGUUUUUAUCUCUAGGGUUGUGACUAUGUCGGUCGUUGGAGCCUUUUUCCGAUUUCGACUUUGUCGAAGAUCGGCUUUGUUAUCCCUUGGUCGCUGGUGCUCGACUGGAGUCCAGGUCAGACGCGGAGGGCGGAGAUCGGUGGAGGAGAGCAGAUUUGCUGUCAUGGAUCGAGGAGAUCGACGCUGUGGUCAGGGUUCGAGGAUGCGGCGUUGCUGUCGUCGUUGGAGAAGAUCGGCGCCGCCUAUCCAUUUACUUUGGUCGCACGAAGCAGAGAUGAGUUUGGUUAUGCAGAGACGGAGGAUUGAUGCAUGGUCUUUGACAACCAAAAGUCAUGGAGGAUCAAUUAACAUGGUACCAGUCGUACGACCUCCUCCUGAACCACCACCAUGGGAUGCACGAUGUGCUAAAGUUCGUGAACGUUUUUCUUGUAGUUUUUAUCUGUUUGUUAUUUAUUUUCUUGCGUCUAUUUUUGUUGUUAGGUUUGACAGUUUUUUUGAGUUUUUUGCCUCUCUUUAUAUCAUUGGGUAUGGUUGGAUCUAUGGGAAUAGGUUUGGCUGUGUCAAGCCCACUACAUGGUUAGCGAUUCGUGUUGCUCUCUCAGGGAUAACCGUCUCAAAGUCUCACCAUAGGGUUACAGUCGUAGUUGUUGGAGUUUCAGUUGGUGUCUGUUUUAUUUUCCCUUUGUUUGAUGUAAUGAUCCUGAAUCUUUUGAUAUGAAUAGAGACAUGUUUUGAUGAUAACAAAAAAGGCUGAUGUGUC
Cuscuta epithymum is the source of this 1174-nucleotide messenger RNA. Lineage: Eukaryota; Viridiplantae; Streptophyta; Magnoliopsida; Solanales; Convolvulaceae. The record is from the annotation of a GenBank genome assembly.